UUCAUUUUACAAUUUCUUCGGAUAUAAAAGUCCCCUCCAUGACCGAGUUCAAAGUCACGGUCGUACCUCUACGAGGUCAGUUGGUGCAAGAGUAUCUUCAGAAGUGGAGGAAUAUCUUUAUUAGAUUAAAUAUGACAAAAUUAAAAAUUUUUAUUGUGUCUAUAAUUUUCUCGAUGCACUGUUGUUUUGCUCAAGACCCACUCUAUUUCAUAAAGCAAUGUCAAAGAGACGAUCCAAAUAUAAAUGUUUGUUUGAAACAAUCCGCAAAUUUUCUUGUUGCGAAUAUGAAAAGAGGAAUUCCUGAACUGGGAAUAACGGAACCAGAACCAAUCAUCAUUGACGAAAUUGGAAUCGCUUUAGGAAGUGGACCUGAUGGAUAUAGGGCGUCGUUUAGAAACAUUCACGCUUAUGGGGUCAGUAACAUCACCGUAACAGGCGUUAGGUCAGAUGUAGACAGUAACCAGUUCCAGUUCACCCUGUAUAUUCCUAAAAUUUCCGCAAGAGCCAACUACGAAUCAAGUGGAGUCCUUAUUCUCGUUCAAGCUUCAGGGGGUGGCGAAUAUUGGGGGGAAUAUGAGGGGAUUAAAUGUAAAGUUUACAUAAGAGCAAGUCCCCACAGAAUUGGCCAACGCACAUUCCUGACUCUACAACAAAUCAAGAUGGAUUUUAGUGUGAAAGACAUUAGGAUGGGGGUGGAAAAUGUGCAUAAUGGCAACAGCGUGAUACAGGCAGCUUUAAAUUUGUUUAUCAACUCCAAUGCUCAAGAACUGCUCAAAGAAAUGAAACCAGAUCUCAAGAAAAAAUUGAUUGUUUUAAUGAGAAAUUUUGUAGAAAAUCUCUUCGCUAAUAUUCCCUAUGACGCUUGGAUCUCGUAAAAAUUAAGUUAAUUCUGUAAUUUAUUUGAUUAUUAUUGUGUUUUACAAUAAGUUUGUAAUUUAAGAUAAUUAUGAUUUAUGAUUGUCUCCUGUAUAGUGAAUCUAAUUAUAUAGUGACAAGAU
Messenger RNA from Tribolium madens (black flour beetle), 998 nucleotides. It is a transcript of the gene Jhbp2, whose product is annotated as protein takeout. The record is from RefSeq and is a predicted model, not a curated record. The transcript has 5 exons. NCBI's taxonomy places the organism in Eukaryota, Metazoa, Arthropoda, Insecta, Coleoptera, Tenebrionidae. Bases 39 to 875 code for a protein of 278 amino acids.